GCUGCAUGCCAUGGUGGAGUGACGAUGAAGCCCCAUGGACUUGAGACAUGAGGGGAUAAGAGUGGGUCCUCUUGUGUUCAUCUUGCUGGCGCUUUCACGUUUACAGGUAGUAAGUGCGUUUUUCACGGGAAGUCAAGCGGGAGCUCAUAAAAAAAAAAAAAAAAAAAAACCCACUGCCCACCUGCUUGCUGGAAGAUGAGACGCUGAUCACCGCAACAGCCGCAGGGUUGGAAGAUUCCUGUCAUUAGUGAGAAGUCUGCUACAAAGUUUUCUUACAAACUUUUGCCUCGCUUCUGUCAUGGAUCUUAAAGACUAUUACCUGCUGGGUGCUCUGCUUGCUUGCAUAUGGUUAGAUCCUUCAAUAGCCCAAGAACUCAUCUACCCCAUCAGGGAGGAGCUGCAAGAAAAUGUCCUCAUUGGAAAUAUACCGAGGGACCUUAACAUUUCCCAUACAAAUGCUGCCACUGGAGCAAGUGCUAAUCUUGUAUACCGGCUGGUCUCCAAAGCAGGAGAUAACCCUCUGGUCCGCGUUCUGAGCAGCACCGGUGAGAUAUUCACAACAUCAAACCGAAUAGAUAGGGAGAAGUUAUGCCCUGGUCCCUCCUUUGAGGACACCGAGUGCUCCUUUGAAAUUGAAGUGGUCAUCCUGCCUAAUGAUUAUUUCAGGCUGAUUAAAAUCAAAAUAAUCGUCAGAGACACAAAUGAUAAUGCUCCCAUGUUCCCAUCCCCAGUGAUAAACAUCUCCAUACCAGAGAACACGCUCAUUAACAGUCGCUUUGCUAUUCCUUCGGCCACUGACCCAGACACUGGUCCAAACAGCGUCCACAAAUAUGAGCUGAUCAAUGGGCAAAGUGCCUUUGGCUUAGACAUAGUGGAAACGCCUGAGGGGGAGAAGUGGCCCCAGCUCAUUGUGCAGCAGAAUCUGGACAGAGAGCAGAAGGAUACAUAUGUGAUGAAGAUUAAAGUGGAGGACGGUGGCAGCCCACAGAAAUCCAGCACUGCCAUUCUCCAAGUGACCGUAACAGAUGUCAACGAUAACAGACCUGUCUUUAAAGAAAGUCAGGUAGAGGUGCAUAUUCCGGAGAAUUCCCCUAUUGGCACAUCUGUUGUGCAGCUUCAGGCCACAGAUGCAGAUGUAGGGGCAAAUGCAGAGAUUCGAUAUGUAUUUGGCACUCAGGUGUCACCAGUUACAAAGAGGCUCUUUGCACUGAAUACGGCAUCUGGCCUAAUCACUGUGCAGAGGCCUCUGGACAGGGAAGAGACUGCAAUACAUAAGCUCUCUGUUGUGGCUAGUGAUGGCAGCCCAAGCCCUGCCAGAGCUAUCAUCUCAAUAAAUGUGACUGAUGUGAAUGACAAUCCCCCAAAUAUAGACUUGAGAUAUAUCAUCAGUCCCAUUAAUGGCACUGUUUUCCUCUCUGAGAAGGAUCCCAUCAAUACCAAGAUAGCCCUCAUUACAGUGUCAGACAAAGACACUGACAUAAACGGCAAGGUCAUUUGCUUCAUCGAGAAGGAUGUGCCCUUCCAUCUCAAAGCUGUGUAUGACAACCAGUAUCUGUUGGAGACAUCCGCACUGCUUGACUAUGAAGGGACCAAGGAAUAUAACUUCAAAAUUGUGGCUUCUGAUUCUGGAAAACCGAGCUUAAAUCAGACUGCUUUAGUGAGAGUGAGGCUGGAGGACGAGAAUGACAACGCACCUAUUUUCACUCAACCCGUCAUUGAGCUGGCUGUCAUGGAGAACAACAAGCGGGACCUGUUCCUAACCACUCUUAGUGCCACGGAUGAGGACAGCGGAAAAAAUGCAGAGAUCGUUUAUCAGCUCGGACCAAAUGCAUCAUUCUUUGACCUUGAUCGCAAAACAGGGGUUCUGACUGCAUCCAGAGUUUUCGACCGUGAGGAUCAAGACAAGUUCCUGUUCACGAUAACGGCAAGAGAUAAUGGCACCCCGCCCCUGCAGACACAAGCAGCUGUCAUUGUAACUGUGUUGGAUGAAAAUGACAACAACCCAAAGUUUACACAUAACCACUUUCAGUUUUUUGUAUCUGAGAAUCUUCCUAAAUAUAGCACAGUCGGGGUGAUAACCGUGACAGAUUCUGAUGCUGGAGAAAAUGCUGCCGUUUCUCUUUCCAUUCUGAACGACAAUGAAAACUUCAUAUUGGAUCCUUUCUCUGGUGUUAUAAAGUCCAAUGUGUCAUUUGAUCGAGAGCAACAGAGUUCGUACACUUUUGAUGUAAGGGCUGUGGACAGUGGCAGGCCUCCUUGCUCCUCAGCUGCCAAGGUGACCAUCAAUGUCAUUGAUGUGAACGACAACACCCCCGUUGUCAUCUCACCCCCGUCGAACACAUCUUUUAAGCUCGUCCCUCUGUCCUCCAUCCCUGGAUCUGUGGUUGCAGAAGUAUUUGCAGUAGAUGGUGAUACAGGGAUGAAUGCUGAACUGAAAUACACUAUUGUGCAUGGCAACAACAAGGGUCUGUUCAGGAUUGACCCAGUCACUGGGAACAUCACCCUGGAGGAAAAGCCAGCAGUGAGCGACAUAGGAUUACACAGAUUAGUGGUCAACAUCAGUGAUUUAGGAUAUCCAAAGUCCCUCCAUACUCUGGUGCUGGUAUUCCUUUAUGUCAAUGAUACUGUGGGCAACUACACUCUUAUCAAUGAUCUCAUCCGGCGUAGGAUGGAAACCCCGAUCGAGCGCAACAUCAGCGAAAGCAGUGAAAUUUAUCAAAGUGGGGACUAUUUAACAAUAAUGAUAGCCUUUGUGACUGGUGCCUUAGUUGUGAUUAUUGUCAUCUUUGUGACUGUCCUGCUGCGCUGCCGGCACACUUCCAGGUUCAAAGCUGCACAGAGGAAAAAACAGGGGACAGAGUGGAUGUCACCAAACACAGAGAACAAGCAAAAUAAGAAGAAAAGGCGCAAGAAAAGGAAAUCUCCAAAGAGCUCCUUGCUCAACUUUGUUACCAUUGAGGGAAACAAACCUGAUGACCCCGCCCAUGAGCCAAUCAACGGAACCAUCAGUCUGCCCACCGAACUGGAAGAGCAAGGGAUUGGACGUUUUGAUUGGAAUGCCACACCUACGACCACCUUCAAACCAAGCAGCCCUGACCUGGCCCGACACUACAAAUCUGCCUCCCCGCAAUCAGCGUUCCACCUCAAGGCUGACACGCCGGUCUCAGUGAAGAAGCAUCAUGUGAUUCAGGAGCUGCCACUGGAUAACACGUUUGUUGGGGGCUGUGACACCCUUUCCAAGCGGUCCUCGACAAGCUCCGACCACUUCAGUGCCUCAGAGUGCAGCUCCCAAGGAGGGUUCAAGACGAAGGCGCCCAUGCACACCAGACAGCAGGGAACAUUAACUCGCGCCCGAACUGAACUGAACCCUGAAUAUCUGGACCUUCGUCCCCGAGCUGAGCUCAACCCUGAAUAUUGGACCCCUUGCACACCCUUAUCGCAGCGACGCGUCACGUUUCACCUGCCGGACGGCUCCCAGGAGAGCUGCAGUGACAGCGGUCUGGGUGACCAUGAGCCUGUAGGCAGUGGCUCCCUCCUCACACAACCUCUCCCUCUGGUGCAGGCGCAAGACGACUUCUACGAGCAGGCCUCUCCCGACAAGAGAACCGAAGCAGAUGGCAACUCCGAUCCCAAUUCUGAUGGCGCCCUCGGACCGCGUGGCCUCAUGGAGGCCUCAGAGAUGUGCACACAGGAAUGCCUGGUCCUGGGACAUUCAGACAACUGCUGGAUGCCCCCAACUUUGGCAUCCUACCAGCACAAAUCCCCCGUGUCCAGUUUUGGAUCACAGAGGGAGUGGGGUCCCAAGGAUAAACUUCUCAAUGGACAUACCUUGACUAGAACCUGGAAAAAGGAGAACGGGCAGUCAGAGCUUUUUGGUGACAGGAAGCAAUUUGGGAGUGAAGAGGGACACUUCACAAGCAGCGGCAUGGCUGAUAUUCCUUUGGUAAGUUUGAAGUCCUGCAAGUCGGCUUCCUGCCCAGACAGCCCCAAGGACCAGCAGCUUUAAAAUGGACUGUAGUCAUGUGUUGUGACAACAAAAACCGACAAAACAACUUACCUGAGCUAUUCUUGUUUUUGUUAAUUUCAUUUCAUCAUCUCUUGCCACUCCCACUGAGGCUUCUGCAUUGUGGUAACCACAUGUACUAUAUAAGGCAUAAAACUAGAGUGCUUAAUGCAGUUUUCCCUCCAAUUCAAAAAAACUGAGGAUCUCUCUCUCUCUCUCCCCACCCCCCCCCCCCCCCCCCACCCCCCUCUCUUUGCCGAAGAAGGGCAUCUAAUGGGGAGGACAUGACAUUCAUUAAAAAAAAUAAUAAUAAUAUCAUAGCAGACUGAUAUAAACAAAUGUAUGUGACGUGGUUGCUAUUGAGGUGUUCGCAAGUAUAUUAUUCCACACAAUCAAUAAAAAUGGAAUUACAUUUUAGAAGGCAAUGUUGAUCAACUCUCUAUGUGGACACUUGUUAAUUCAUUAUUUCAUGUCAUUGUGCGUUUGUAAAUAAGAAUUAUUAACCACUCUCAUGUAUCUGUAAUAACUACAGUGAUUUGGAGAGGUCACUGCUGUAAUCACUUCUGUCGUCAUCAGGAUUUAGAUUUUUUUGCUGGAUAAUGAUCUCGCAACAUGUCUUCUGCCCCCACCACCACUUUUUUUUUUUUUUUUUUUUAUUUCCCACAAGUUUGCUUUGGAAACAAUGUUAUUUCCAUGGUAUGCUUACUGUUCCCCAUAUACCACCUAUUACAAAAAUAUAAAGUCACAGAUAAUCUUUUUUUUUUUUUAAAACAAAAUGUAUGGAGUACUGUAUGUCAGUGGUCGAUAAGUGUAUUAUAAAAGCAAAACACUAUGAAACCUCUCUAUAAACUGAUUUUGAAAAUGUUCAGUACAAUUGGAUGGCAAUAUAUUUGUAAAUGACUAAAUGUUUCUAAUGUUGAUCUUAUUGCUGUAUAGAUUUGAUUCAAAUUGUGAUUUAACCUAGUACAAUCCUGCAGUAGUAUUUGGAAUUGGCUGACAUGUAUAUAUAUUAUUUCCUCAUGGACUAUCAUUUUCCAGGUCAAACAACAACAAACAAGUUAAGAUAGUAUUUCAGUCACUGUGCCUUCAUUACUUUAUUUUAAAUUCAAUAAUUAUUUAUUAAAUAAUGAGAAAAUGUUGGCCACAAUAAUUGUCCUGUCCUCUCAUAUUAUUAAAUGCCUUAUGCAUUGACUUUUUGCCAAAUUCUGAGACAUAACUAUACCGGUAAUACAGUAAAAAAUCAUGCUACAGGUUUAUUACAAAUAUAUAAAGGCAUGUGCAGAGAAAGCUCAUACAUCCUUUCACUGUCUGAAAAGGUUUGUUUUUCUUCCACAGCAUGGAUGGCAAAAUACACAAUGGAGCAUGCUUAACGAUAUAGCUUUUGAAUUUAACUUAAUUUAGUGUAUUUUAUUUUGUAGAAUUUAUUUGUGCAUAAAUAUUUGAUUUGUAAAGCACUUUCAUAUUUAUGUCACAAUAUAAAGAAGUUAAGUAGGAUGGAGUGAUUUGCUUAUCGCAGUAUGUGCCACUUGUGAGGGUGUUUGACAUUACAGAUAUUGAAACAGUUAAUCCUUGUUACUUCUAUACAGGUAUACAGC
Phycodurus eques (leafy seadragon) is the source of this 5598-nucleotide messenger RNA. RefSeq names its product protocadherin-9. Gene Ontology annotation, cellular component: catenin complex; plasma membrane. The transcript has 5 exons. NCBI's taxonomy places the organism in Eukaryota, Metazoa, Chordata, Actinopteri, Syngnathiformes, Syngnathidae. Gene Ontology annotation, biological process: homophilic cell-cell adhesion. Bases 299 to 4006 code for a protein of 1235 amino acids. The record is from RefSeq and is a predicted model, not a curated record. Gene Ontology annotation, molecular function: calcium ion binding; cadherin binding.